AUGGCGAGCGACCAGGCACACCUUGCUUACGCCGUCGUCAGCUGGCUCGAGCAGGCCGGCACCUCGCUCCCUGCCGACAAGAAGGCCGAGCUGCAGACGGCCGCCAAGAGCGCCGCCACCGCCUUUGGCGUCAACACCUCGGACUCGGCACAGCAGCAGCAGUACGGCCAAGGGCCGGGGCUCCAGGCCAUCUUUGACAUCUUCCUCAAGACGCAGAAAAAAAUGGGCGCUCCCUCGACCUCGGCCUCGACCCCGGCGGCAGCGGCAGCGGCAUCCAGCGCCGAGCCCGCAGCUGCACCGGCGGCCAAGGACGUGUCCGAGGCCGACAUCGCCAAGGCCGAAGAGCUCAAGACGGAGGGCAACAAGGCCAUGUCGUCCAAGGACUACGGCGCCGCCAUCGAGGCGUACGGCAAGGCCAUCGAGCUCAACCCCAACUCGCCCGUCUACUAUUCGAACCGUGCCGCCGCCUUUAGCCAGAUUGGGCAGCACGACCAGGCCAUCGACGACGCUCGCGCCGCCUCCAAGAUCGACCCCAAGUUUGGCAAGGCCUACAGCCGCCUCGGCCACGCCCUCUUUUCGUCCGGCCGCUUUUCCGAUGCCGUCGAGGCCUACGAAAAGGGCGUCGAGGUGGACCCGUCCAACGACGUGCUCAAGCGCGGCCUCGCCGCCAGCAAGGAGCGCCUCGCCAGCGAGGGCGGCGGCAACGCGUCCGCCUCGUCGCCGUCGUCGGCUGCCGCUCGCGAUGCCGUGUCGAGCCCCGGCCAGGGCGCCGGUGCCGGUGCCGGUGCUGGCGCGGGAGCCGGAGGCUUCCCCAACUUUGGCGGUGCCGGCGGCAUGCCCGACCUCGCCUCGCUGAUGAACAACCCGAUGGUGGCGCAGAUGGCGCAGAACCUCAUGUCGAACCCCAACGGCCUGUCGGAGCUGAUGAACAACCCCAUGCUGCGCCAGGCGGCCGAGCGCUUCCAGGGCGGCGGCGGCAUGCCCGACAUUGGCUCGCUGAUGCAGGACCCCGCGAUGCGCGAGAUGGCGCGCAACUUUAUGGGCGGUGCCGGCGGUGCUGGCGGCGCUGGCGGUGCUGGCGGAAACAACAGCAACAACAACAACAUGUACGGCUGA
This is a messenger RNA of Pseudozyma flocculosa PF-1, 1116 nucleotides long. RefSeq lists its product as uncharacterized. Gene Ontology annotation, cellular component: membrane; TRC complex. Bases 1 to 1116 code for a protein of 371 amino acids. The transcript has a single exon. The record is from RefSeq and is a predicted model, not a curated record. Gene Ontology annotation, biological process: post-translational protein targeting to endoplasmic reticulum membrane. Gene Ontology annotation, molecular function: protein binding; molecular adaptor activity. NCBI's taxonomy places the organism in Eukaryota, Fungi, Basidiomycota, Ustilaginomycetes, Ustilaginales, Ustilaginaceae.